UUUGGUUGCUUCGUUCCAAAUUUUUACUUCGGUAAAAAUUUCAUAGUAAAUUCCAUGAUGCAAUCAUUUAACUUUUUUUUGUGGAACUACCUUGUACUUUUUACGAGGUAUCUCUGCCUAGGAUUUUCCGGUGUAACCAACAUCGAAGAGCUGCUGACUUCCAAAGAUGCUCUCGAAAAUCGUUUGAAAAAUUUCGGAGCCGAUUGGCCAUUUUGUGUAUUAUAUAGAGAUCCGAAAAUCUCUCCAUCCAAGCUUGAGCAAAGUUUUAUGGAGUUUCUGAAUAGUCUUCCACAUGAUAAUGCUUACAAAGAUUGGAGCAUUGUAGCAUUCAACCUUGACAAGGGAAUGUUAUCAUGGGAAGGCCACCCAGGUACUGUUCCUGUUCUUCAAUGUCUCAUUGGAACAGCUUCUUCACCACUGAGUUACCCAUCACCUAACAGGCCCCAUAAAACAACCAGCUCUUUGUGGAAAUGGUUUGAAUCUGUGAGAAAGAUGUUUUCCAAAAGACUAUUACCAUUCACUAAAAAUCUACCUCAGGAAGUUGACAGUCAUAAAGGUUACACUUUAGUGGGAAUUCCUGGUCAGUUUUAUCACCAACAAAUAGAAAACACAUUUAAAAAGUUAGCUAAGAUUUGGAAGGAAAAGAUACAAGUGUUUGUUGUUAUUCCAUCCACCGAUGUUGAGGAAUAUGUGAUUGAGGCAUACAACAUCAGCCAGGUUCCAGCUGUUAUUGUGUUUAACUCCCAAGAGUGGAAAGAAAAAGAAAAGCCUUUAUUUGUUUUGCAAAGUGUUCUUGAAAUAGAGGAGAGAAGACUUCAAGUUCUGCUGGUUGCCCUACACAGUCAAGCUUACCAACUGAAUCUGGACAAUUUCUUUGAUGAAGUGUUGGAAACAAAACAUCCACGACUUCCCAUUGUGGUGUGUUUUUAUUCACCAAGGAACCCACGGACCCUUAAUUACUUGGAUGCUUUUCAUCGUUCAUAUGAUACAUUCACAAGAAUGAAACUCACUGUGCGAUUUGCAUUGCUUAACAUCAUGAGUCACCCAGAAGUAAUAUCAAGAUAUGUGAUUGCAUCAGAUGUGUACGCUGUUCCCUUUACCAUGGUUUUCUGGCAAGAGAGAGAGUCAACAUCACAGAAGUUUAUUAUAAAACAACAACUAUUUGACAAGGAUGUCCCCACUCCAUUACUUCUCUAUGAGUUUCUGCAAAUGUUGCCUGUUGCUGUACAUCCCAUUGCACCAGAUGAUAAUGAUGACGAUGCUGAUGAAAUCUUUAAUCCAUGGAAGGAAAGUGAUGAUGUUAAGAAAGUGUGCAACCUUGAUAUAUUAGAAAACAAGUGUGCCAUAGGAGACAACAGUACUGUUACAGAUUUUGAGCAUAAUAACGUUAUGUUUGGACCUCCUUUGCCUCCAUCGUCUUGGCAGACAAAGACCCAAGUUCAGAAAAAACAACAAGAAAAGUUUGAGUUUCAAUACGUAAAUGAUAAAACCUGGUCCUCUCUAGUGGAGCAAUCCGUUGGUCCGAUCAAGUCGUACACUGCCGCAGCUUUUCCAACCAAGCAAACAUCUCGUCUGUUUUCUGUAUCUUUGGUUGUGUUUCUUCAAGAGGGCUGCAGUUACUGCAAUCAGGUCUUACCAACAAUUGAACGAAUAUCAUCGGACGCCAAGUAUUUAGGGGCGUCAGUGUUUGUACACAACUGUUCAACAGACCCUCUAACGUGUCAACGGUAUGGCAUCACGGGCUACCCAACGCUCACAGCUUUCCGCAGUCUGAGCUGGUCUGCAGUCGAGAGUUGUUCAAGUUCUCACUCAACGUACAUUAGGCUAGACUACCAUGGACCGAUAGUAGCAAAACUUGUACUAGAGUGGUUAUCCAACGUUUGUCAGCCUGCUGUGGAUAGAAGAUACUUAUUUGACUCUAUUCCUGAAAUGGAUGUGGACGUCAGGUUGAUUGGUACGCUAUACACACGGACUCUUGCUCGCCGCUAUCUUGCGACAACUCUCGCCAACAAGUGGUACCCUCUUCACUGUUUCCAACUGGUUUGUGAGCUUCUGUAUGGCCGGGUACCUUGCUAUGCAAUUUACACCAGAGAUGUUGUUGAUGAUGGAAGUAAAACGAAAGCUAGCGAUCAAGAUCUUGUGUUAUCAAAGCUGGAGCUUCAAAGAAGCGAUGGUGUCCGAGUGAAAGUUUUUCAGCUGGGUCAAAAUGUGGAAUCUCUGAUCAACAAUCAGAGAGACACCAGACUACACAUGUUUCACGACACUCACAGAUACGACAUGCCCAAGAACUUCAAAUGCGAACACAACCACAAAAUAUGCACAGAUAUUGCUGUACGCUUUGUUCAAGAUCACCGAAGACUUCCAGUUCUUCAUAUGACUUCGGCUGCAUUUCACACCAAGUUGGGGUCUGAAGAAGAUGCGAACUUCGAACCUUAUGCGCAUAACUUACCCAUACUGUUUGCAUUGGCACACAAGAACAACGUAUCGAAAGACAGCUCAUUUUAUAAAGAGCUCUUAGAAUCAGCUUACACGAUGUACAAUGAAAUGGUGUUUGUGACUUUGGAUAUAGACGAGUUCGCGCACUGGGCAAGUCGCUUUGUACCUAGAGAUUACCACGCCAAGCAUGCUUUUGGAAGACAAGCCGAGAACAUCCCUCCCUUGUACCACUAUCCCCGGCUGUGCAUCAUUCAACACGAUGAUCAUCAACAUGCUGCUUUUUAUCCUCCUGUCGAAGAACUACAGGGUCUGGGGACUAGAAUCCAGACGCGGCUCAAUCAGAUAACUUCCCAGCAAAUUAUUAAGUUUGCUCGGGAUUACUUGAAGGAUCCCACGGCGUUAAUUGUGAAAACUGAAUAUUUCUAAAUCUAAUUGAUAUAGAACGCGUUUAUAAUACUGUGGAACAUCUCGUUUUAGAACACUUCUUUUUCGGGGCACCUAUAUUCAAGGGACUUAAACUUUGGUCCCAACUGAAAAGAUGUUUUUUAAAAACCUUUGUACUCUUUGGCCCCUUUGACUUCCUUAAAGGCACAUCUCAUUUCAGGACUCUUUUUUCUAGUACCCAGGGUGCCCCCUGAAUGAAGUUCCUUAGUAUCUCUCUUCAGAAUUUGUUUGCUUUAUUGAAGGACACCCCUAAUCUAGCGACACUUUUUCUAGUCAUGAGGGUGUUGAAGUACAGGACUAGAACCCAGGACUACCCUCUGAACCAUCCUCUAGAAGCAUUCUCUUUAAGCAGUGCGCACAGGAUAUGU
Molecule: messenger RNA, 3248 nt
Organism: Stylophora pistillata
Lineage: Eukaryota; Metazoa; Cnidaria; Anthozoa; Scleractinia; Pocilloporidae
Cellular component (GO): cytoplasm
Molecular function (GO): protein-disulfide reductase activity
Source: RefSeq, a predicted model, not a curated record